AUGAGCGUCGAUGCAAGUCGAAAGAGAUGGCGUACUCUGCUGAACGUCCUUGGAGCAGGCGCAGCAGCUGUGGGUUCAGCUUAUCUUAUCUAUAGGUUUUACAAGAGCUCAACACAAGAGAAGGAAACUGCCGAAGUUUCGACGGACCUUGCUCCUCUCCGAGAUGCAGUUGGCUCGGCAGAAAGACAGCAUGCAAACUCAGAGCAGGAGAAACCCAGCAGACCUGGAGGAGGAGCUGGAGGAGGAAGAGCGGGAACAGAGCCGGCUGGGCACGUACUCUCGACCCCGAAGCGAGAUACCUGGCGAGAUGCCGGAGUAGAACAGGCGGGUCAGUCGCCACAGGCAAACGGGCUCGUGCAGUCGAUGCUGUCGCAGGAGACUCUCUUCACUCCGCUCAGACAGCGCGAGUCGUACUACACCAAGUUCCUGGCAGAGCGAGGAGAGAACCUGCCUGAGGACGAGCUGAAUCGAUACCGGCGGCAGUUCGGGCUCGUGAAGAAGAUCUGCGAAGUGCUAGAGAAGGAGCCCUUCGACGUGAACAAGCUGCUGUACUUGAUGCAGCUGCUGCAAGACAGCGGAGACCCUCCACCAGAUGUCAACUCUCUCACAGCUGCACACUGA
Molecule: messenger RNA, 621 nt
Organism: Guillardia theta CCMP2712
Lineage: Eukaryota; Cryptophyceae; Pyrenomonadales; Geminigeraceae
Exons: 3
Coding region: 1-621 (206 amino acids)
Biological process (GO): protein import into peroxisome membrane
Cellular component (GO): peroxisomal membrane; peroxisome
Source: RefSeq, a predicted model, not a curated record